AUGGUCAAGUUUAGCCCCCCCUUGUUGGGGAUGUUCAUGGUGGCAGCUACCUUUUACGACGCCAUCGUAGCAACAACGUGUGGCCCAUCGCCGGAUUUAAACUGCUGUGGUAUGCUCGUCGCUUCGGGCUUGGGAGAUAAAGUGCUCUUGCCCAACCAGACCGAAUACACGAGUCGUCUCGGUUCGUACUGGUCUGUGAGCGCCGCUUUGAGCCCAUGGUGCAUGGUGCUCCCGUAUACGGCCGAAGAUGUAUCUAGCAUUAUCAAAACCUUGGUGUCGGGAAACUGUUCCUUUGGCGUCAAGGGGGGUGGCCAUGGCUCCUUCGCGUUGUCCAACGCCGUGGAGGACGGUGUGACCAUUGACUUCGCCAAUAUGAACGGUACCACCUACAACGCUGAAACCGAAGUUGCGUCGAUCCUGCCCGGCGGCUCAUGGCAAGAGGUGUACGAAACACUGGCGCCGCACGGCGUGACAGUCACCGGUGGUCGCGCAGGUACGGUAGGAAUCGGCGGCUUCUUGACCGGAGGCGGCAAUUCGUUUCACGCAGCAUCUCACGGCAUGGCCUGCGACACCGUCGUCAACUUCGAGGUUGUCAUCGCGGACGGGUCCAUCAUCAACGCCAACGCUGAGCAGAACCCGGAUCUCUGGAUAGCGCUCAAAGGAGGAUCCGCCAACCUGGGCCUGGUUACUCGGUUCGACUUGCGCGUCAUCAAGUUCCCGGAUGCGGCGAAGCCGGAUAUUUGGGGGAAGUUUCUUUCUUUCGAUUUGGCAGACGGCGACAAUGCCAUCGACGCCAUGGUCAACUUCACCGAGCACGCCCACCUAGACCAAAACACCUCGUCAAUCAUGUUCUUCGGUCACAUCCCAGCCGCCGGAGGAAUGGUCCUCCAUCUCGGACUGGAAAACACAAAGGGCAUCGUCGACCCUCCCGCCGUUGCAGGUUACCUCAACGCCGGCAAGAUCCUCUCUACCAACUCAUUAGUCGUACCCAUGGCCGAUCUCGUGCGCUCCGAGAACCCAGCCCAGGCAGCAGGCGUCCGAAACAUCUGGUUCACCCUCACCUUCAAAGCCGACGCGCGCGUCAUGAAGUACGCCGCCUCGCGCCACACCGCCGCCGUCGCCAAGCUCUCCGCGUCCCUCUCACCCGACAGCAACUUCACCACCAUGUGCGCCUUCCAGCCCCUCAGCCACGCCAUCGCGCAGCACGGCGUGCGCAACGGCGGUAACGUCAUGGGGCUGGACUACUGGAUGCAGAACGGCGACAGCGGCAUCCUGCUGCUGCUCGAGCUCGGUGUCCGGGGGGCCGAGAAUGAGGCGAAGGCGUAUCCGGUUAUGAGAGAGUGGGCGCGGGAGGUGGAGGCUUACGCGAGGGAGCUGGGGGUGGCGUGGGAGUGGAGGUAUCUGAAUUAUGCUGGGCGGGAGCAGGAUCCACUGGCGAGUAUUGGGCCGGUUGCUUUGGGGAGGCUGAGGGCUGCGGCGAGGAAGUAUGAUCCCGAUGGUGUGUUUCAGACGUUGCGUGGGUCGGGGUUUAAGAUACCGAAGGGGGAGUGUGACUGAUCAUGAGGGAUUGGGCUUUUCUUUGGUGGAGCUAAGAGCAGAUAGAAUAGAGGCGGUAGAGGAAGACUGGAUCUAAGGUACUAGUAACUCUGCGCCGCUGGUUUUCAGGUCAUGACUUCAGCUCGUUCAGUUUGGUACCUAGG
Chaetomium fimeti is the source of this 1700-nucleotide messenger RNA. Its product is annotated as FAD binding domain-containing protein. Gene Ontology annotation, molecular function: FAD binding. Bases 1 to 1557 code for a protein of 518 amino acids. The transcript is spliced from 4 exons. The record is from RefSeq and is a predicted model, not a curated record. NCBI's taxonomy places the organism in Eukaryota, Fungi, Ascomycota, Sordariomycetes, Sordariales, Chaetomiaceae.